AUUCAAUCAUUCAUAGUUCAAUAAUUAAUUGCUUCUAGUUUUACUAAAAGCUACAUAUGGAAAGGUAACAAAAUAAGGCAUAUUUUGGUUAAUGGUAAAUCUUAAUUAAGGCUUUAAUUAAGAAGUAGUAAUUGGAACUAAUGUGUAAUAUUAAUGUGUGAUAUAUGCUACCCAAUUUGCACAUGUUAUCCACGCCACCUCUGCUUUUCAACGCAAAGCCUAUAGUUUUCGGCGCUGUUCCGUGUUAUGGUUUAUGUGUAUUCUUGGUUGCAUAGUAUAACCAAACAUAAUGUUAUUAUUUGUUUUACUGCUGAUUCCAGCCAUAUGAGAGAGUCAAUUAAGGAAAUGCAAAUGCUCUAUACUUGUUUAUAUAAGAAAACCAGAAAAAUAUUUAUAUUAGUAGGAAGUAUGGCAUAAGCAUAUUUCAUAUCUGAGCAUUUUAAAAUGUAUAUAAGAGUAAUAGCAGAAGAUUGAAACUUCGAGCACUUCGGACGUGAGAUGGUUCAUUGCGCUGUAAUUGGUUGCCAAUCGGGGUGGGCCAAAAACGUGAGGCUGAGGUCAUUUCCACCAACGCAUUCGCCCGUCUUCAAGCAAUGGGUGGAAGCAAGCAAAAACAAGAAUCUCUUCUGCAUCCAUCCAGACACAGUGAGGAUUCAGUACAGGGUCUGUAACUUGCAUUUCCCUGAGCACUAUCGAAUAAGAUCCAAAUUCCAACCACCGGACAUCCCAUUACUGACAGAGAAUUUACCAGUGGAUGAUGAGGAUCUGGUUAAAGUAAAAACAUACAUGGUGCAGCAGGAAGUCGAUGAAGAUGAUGAUGAAGGACCUCUGAAGGAUGAGAAUGUUGUGGUGAUACCUGAGCCUCUGCCAGACAGAGAACUGAUUGAGAGGCUGAGACUGAAGAACAGUGAAAUCAGGAGGCUGAAGAUGAAGAACAGGUUCACAAGAAACAUGAUGCUGCAUUACAGAAAUAAAUGCAGGAAAUUUCAAUAUUUCCAUUUGCUUGAUGAAAGGGUGAAGGAGUUUAUUGAGUGCCAACUGAUCAAUGUCAAGAAGGUGAUGGGUGCAAGGAGGUACACAGUUGCAAACAAGGAUUUGGCUGUGAACAUUUACAAGCGCAGCCAGAGCUGCUUCCAGUAUUUGGCCGACGUUUUCUCCAUGCCCAGUGCAUCUUCAAUCAGCAAGAUUGUGGAAUGCAGUGAAAAUAAUAGAACUGAAGACGUUGGACAGAAUAUCUGUAUUUCUUAA
This is a messenger RNA of Nicrophorus vespilloides, 1248 nucleotides long. RefSeq lists its product as uncharacterized. The transcript has 2 exons. The record is from RefSeq and is a predicted model, not a curated record. NCBI's taxonomy places the organism in Eukaryota, Metazoa, Arthropoda, Insecta, Coleoptera, Silphidae. The coding region runs from base 499 to 1248 and encodes 249 amino acids.